GCCCGCUUUGUUGCGUGACGUAUUUUCUAUAAGGGUAGCUGCGCAGUGUACGACAGUCACAAUCGAUUUCGAAUCGGACUGAGUGAACGACGACUUGACACACUAUUUACCAAAAUGUAUUGCUCUAAGCCUAGUGAUCAGGAAACCGGUAUGUCGUAUCAGAUACGAAUCGACAAACUGAAGCUGCCGCUGUAUGUUGGCUACGUGCUAUUACCAGCCAGUAUCAUUAACGUUAUACUCGGUAUCGUUGUGCUGGUAUUUUUGAACAACUACUCGUACCCGCUACCGAGUGGCUACCAGAUAUGGACAGGCAUACUAGGAAUCGUGAUUUCAGUGUUCGGCAUACAGGUUGGAACGACAUCGAACGAUAUGAGACAAGAUAUGACCCCAGACUUCAGAAAGAAUUUUUUUGCAUUCUUCUGGUCAUGUAACUGUGUCAACUGGGUUGCCACUCAAGGGUUCGGAAUCGCUAUCGCCUGUACGGUCAUCUGUGCAGUGAACGGCUGCUCGGAGAAAAACGAUCUUCUCAUCGCGUUAAAUGCCAUCUCCAUAGGUCUGACAUUUAUCAUAUGUUUCGGGGGCUGGGUCGGGCAGUUCUACUUCUAUAAGUUUAGGAAGACGUACGGAAUUCUCUAUGACAAGGAAAUAAGGCAACUUGCCAGCAUCGCCAAAUAAUGCUUACGAUAGAUAUUACAGAGCCAACCGACAGAGAAAUACCAUGAUGACAUGUGAUGGUCCGAUCUGUUAGUUAUACUGUCCUGUUAGCUGUACUUCAUUACAGUGUUAAGUCUGGAAUCUAGACAAUACCACUUAGGAACGAUACGUUAAUGCCAGUAGACUUGAUUUGAAACGGACUUGGAAGUGGCAGGUAUUUUCCUACAAUCUAAUAACACUCAUCAACCAGGAACAACCAACCUCCCAGUCAAUCUCAACAACACGGGGUAGACAACGCGGACAUCGUUCGCUAUCUUUGUUCACUUAUCAUUACCAUCCGGGUACCUAACGGGCGGGAGCAAGUAGAAGCCGAUUUCGUUGUAGGAACAUUGUAAACGUCCAAUGAAACAGAUUAUUAUCUAAAUCUGAUUUGUACACGUGACAGGUAAACGUGUGCAUUAAGUGCUGUAGUGAACAAAGAUAGCGUAGCUGUGUUUAGCAUGAGUGAUAUACAUGCUAUAAAUAGUUACACAUUGUAUUAAUAUAUUAGCAGGAGUGAUAUACAUGUUAUAAAUAGUUACUCAUUGUUUAAUGAAUUGCGACCUAUAUAGUCGAUUGAUAUUUUUCUUUCUAAAAAUGUCCGUGUCAUUUUUUUCCAUUCAUCAUUAAACUUCAUUAUAUAAUCCGCAUUUUGAACGAACGAACGUUUGGGUGCUAUAAUACGGUAAGUCUAAAGGUAAAUGUGUCGGCAUUGAUUGAUGAGCUGUUCAUUUCUAUCAACAACAAAUAUUGCUUGAUUUAACUAUUUUUAAAUAGACCUAUUUAUCUGUUUUUAUAAAAAGUUAUAAUUUCGUUGUUGAAAGAGGACGACAUUAGCAAUGCAUCAAUACACAUUAUAGAAAUACUCUUUCAUGUUGUUGCUACAUGUAUGUUAUUUUUUAAAGAUUUCUGGAAAACAAUUAGGAAAAAUGUUGUUUUAUCAUUUAUUGUUAUAGCAAGUUCUUUUAUCUGAUAUUCUCUACUUUACAUGUUAACUACCUCCAUGGCGGAAAUAAAUGUUUCCAACAUUAUCACUGACAAAUACAUAAAGAUUUUUUUACCCAGUUGUAUAUAUUUCAUAUAAUGUCAUUCCCUAAAAUGUAAAAAGGAUACGAAUACUGUAUUAAACCUAUGAAUACAACAUAUGUACAAUUUAUUUCAGACAAUU
Mizuhopecten yessoensis (Yesso scallop) is the source of this 1861-nucleotide messenger RNA. RefSeq lists its product as uncharacterized. The record is from RefSeq and is a predicted model, not a curated record. NCBI's taxonomy places the organism in Eukaryota, Metazoa, Mollusca, Bivalvia, Pectinida, Pectinidae. The transcript has 4 exons. The coding region runs from base 115 to 675 and encodes 186 amino acids.